Messenger RNA from Erpetoichthys calabaricus (reedfish), 765 nucleotides. RefSeq names its product mitochondrial matrix import factor 23 (gene mix23). The transcript is spliced from 5 exons. Lineage: Eukaryota; Metazoa; Chordata; Cladistia; Polypteriformes; Polypteridae. Bases 1 to 540 code for a protein of 179 amino acids. Gene Ontology annotation, cellular component: mitochondrion; mitochondrial intermembrane space. The record is from RefSeq and is a predicted model, not a curated record.
AUGGCAUCUAAGGUCUCCGUUAAAGGCGUCUAUGUUCGAUUAUUAUUUUCCCAACAGUCCAGGCAAUUCAGUGGGCUCUUCCCGGCGGAACUCGUUUCAACUAAUAUGGCGGCGCCCAAGGAGAGUCUGAGUUGUGAGGACUUCUCGGAGUUUCAGGAAAAACUCAGGCUGUUGCGUACGCUAGAUGACCGAAUAGUGCAUAAACUCAAUACAACAGUUCCAACAAUUUCUUUUGCUGGGAAAGUCAAUCCAACUGAAAGAUGUAAAGAGCUUUAUGAAUCUUUACUUGAAGCUCAUGGAAGCCGGGACAGAGCUAUUAAAUCCUGCAUAGCUCAGACAUCCAAAGUAGUAACCCAACUUCGUGCUGAGAGAGAGAAGGAUGCUGACAAUUUAACACUAAUAAAGCAACUCAGAAAUGAACAAACAAAGUUAAAGCUAAUGCAGUCAGAACUGAAUGUUGAAGAGGUUGUCAAUGAUAGAAGUCUAAAGGUAUUCAAUGAACGAUGCCGAGUACACUACAAGCCACCAAAAUCACAAUGAUGUAACGGAUUAUUUACAGUAAUCAAUUGACUAUAUCUGGAAAAUAAUCAUCGGUGGUGGACCUGGACAUGCUGAAACAAACGGACAGUAUUAUAUACACUGUUUAUCGGAUAGCUGUAAGCUAUUUUGCCGAGUGGUACCCCACUUUCCUUUUUUUUUUUUUUUUACAUACACUGUGAAAAAAUUUUAUAUAUAGAAAUGAGAAAUGAUUUUUGAAAAGCAGAA